GCGCUCGGCGCAGCCCCGGCGCCCCCGCCCGUCGCCAUGGCGACUGCAUCCACAGGUGACCCUGCAUCCUCCCACUUCUUUGAUUACACGUCUACAAAAGCCCCGAACGGAGGCGAUGCAUCCUUCUAUACUACUCUGAUUUCAGAUGUCCAUUAUACGACUCCACGGGAUUCUUCCUACUUCACAGGGAUUUUGCAGCCAGAGAAUAGCCACGUCAUCUGUUCAGACAGCACAGAAGGGUUUAGCACGCUGGGGCACGCCAUUCAAGAGGUGACUGGGUUUGAGUCCCACGGCUUGUUUAGCUCUGAUUCAGGAAUAGAGUUGACUCCCGCAGAAUCCACCGACGUCAACAAAACUUUAGCGGAUCCCAUGAAAGUAGAAGCUUAUAAAUAUAUUGACAUAAGCAGAUCAGAAGAGAUCAAAUACCAAGCAAAAUGCGAGACGAGCCCAGAAGACAAGAGCGCAGGCUUUCUCGAUAGGUCUCCUGCGGCGUCGGCCAAGCCGAAGCACGGUUCCACCUCUCUGAAAACUGCUUUUGAGGAGACCAAAGUGGCCAAAGGACAGAACUUACUGGAAGAGGAAAUGUUUGGUGACCAUCAGAGUGCCUCGCUGAUCACCUCGCCGGUCAAGAUCACACUCACCGAGACAGAGAGCACAGGAGAACCUGCUAGCAAGGAGACAACUAUCCAUAAGCAAGAAACAGGUCUGAAACCAAGCCAUGAAGUGGUUCCAGUGGUGACCGUGUCAGAGCCAGAAGAUGACAGCCCAGGGUCUGUCACACCACCAUCCUCUGGCACAGAACCGUCUGGCUCCGAAUCUCAAGGGAAAUGCAGCCUCUCCGAGGAUGAGCUCAUCAGUGCCAUUAAAGAAGCAAAGGGCUUUACCUUUGAAGCUGCUGAAGCCCAGCGAUCACAGGGUGUGUAUGCAGAAAAAACAGAUCAGAAAGCCAAACCUGGACGCCCGGCUGCUUCAGCGCCCCCAGACAACGAAGCCAGCAGCGCUGAAUCCGGAGACUCGGAGAUUGAACUUGUCUCCGAAGACCCACUGGCCGCGGAGGAGGUGCUGCACUCCAACUACAUGACCUUCAGUCAUAUUGGCGGGCCCCCUCCAUCGCCUGCCUCCCCUUCCAUACAGUACAGCAUCCUGAGGGAAGAGCGCGAAGCCGAGCUCGACAGUGAACUGAUCAUCGAGUCAUGCGAUGCCUCUUCGGCCUCUGAAGAAAGUCCAAAGAGGGAGCAAGAUUCUCCUCUGAUGAAACCAAUAAUUAUGGACAUAAUCCAGGAAGAGAACGGUUCCCGAGCCGAUGCUUCAGACUAUGAAGUAAGUAACACAACAGAGAGUAGGAUGAACAGGGAAAACCUAGCAGAGUCCGCGUCCUAUCUGAAAUGCUCUUUUGUUGCGCCCAAAGUAAGUGUUGAGCCGCCCGCCUCUGCCGUCAGUACUGAAGAACUAAAAGAAAGAAUAAUUCUGAAGAAACCAAUCGAAGAAACGGUUGUUAACCAAAGUAAACUGUCUUCCAAGGACUCUGAGAAAAGAAGUCCCUUAGCUUCACACCAGCUGCGGUUUUUAAAUAAGCAAAAAGCUAUCGACCUGUUGUACUGGCGUGACAUCAAGCAGACGGGCAUAGUGUUUGGAAGCCUCCUUCUGCUGCUCUUCUCUCUGACCCAGUUCAGCGUCGUCAGUGUUAUCGCCUACCUGGCACUUGCUGCGCUCUCAGCCACCAUUAGCUUCAGAAUCUACAAAUCAGUUCUACAGGCCGUGCAGAAAACUGAUGAAGGCCAUCCUUUCAAAGCCUACCUGGAGAUGGAAAUGUCUCUCUCACAGGACCAGAUUCAGAAAUACACAGACUGUCUCCAGUUGUACGUGAACAGUACAGUCAAAGAGCUGAGGAGACUCUUUCUUGUCCAGGACCUGGUGGAUUCCUUAAAAUUUGCAGUACUAAUGUGGCUGCUGACCUAUGUUGGAGCACUCUUCAAUGGCCUGACUCUUCUGAUAAUGGCCGUGGUCUCGAUGUUUACUCUACCUGUCGUGUAUGACAAGUACCAGGCACAGAUUGAUCAAUACUUGGGGCUUGUGCGGACCCACAUAAACACUGUCAUGGCAAAGAUUCAGGCUAAAAUCCCGGGCACUAAAAGAAAGGCAGAGUAAAGCAGCCAUCAAGGAUCCAUCAAGGACAAGUAGUGAAUAAUGGGGGAGUCUGAAGUGAAACAGCUCUUCUUACUCUUUACUGCAAAUUUAUCGUUCCUUUAUUUUCCUCAAUGCCAUGAUCUUAGAAACAUAAAACACUGAAGCAGCUUUUUUCCCCUGCUGCUUCUGUACUUAGAAUAUUUGCAAUCACUUGUGUCACGCACUAAAGUAUAGUAAAGAGAAAAGUGUUCUAGAUGUGGUUUUUUUGUGUUGCUUAUAAAGUGCAUGAUGGUGAGAGCCUAAAUAAUAUUGACCUCUCUCUCUAUCUCUCUCUCUCUUUCUCUCUCUCUCUCAAUCUCUCUUUCUCUUUUUUUUUUUUAGUGUUUUUCCUUCUAUUGGCAUCGCUUCUAUAACUUUUAAUGUUACAUGUGACUAGGGCUUUCCUGCUUAGUGCACUGAUGCAAUAGUUAAAAUUGCUUCUAUGUCACUGGGUUGCUGGUUGGGUUCAUCUUUAUUAACUAUAUAGAAUCGUAGACUGAUGUUUUAGUGUUUUCCAGCACAGACAAAAUAAACAGUAAUCGGUACUUAUAGUAGUCAGUUUUGUAUAACUAAUACAAAAGCGAAAACCCAGUACUUUUGUUGUAAGGGAUUGACAGGCUGAUGUAUGGUAACUGGAGAGUUCCAGCUUGUUAAAUUUAUUACAAUUUGUAUUACAUUCUCUGUAGUUCCUAAUGGACUUAAUUAUGGACUCUGAAUAUUUGCACUUAUGUACUUGAUACCGAAUGCAGAAAUAAAUGUUA
This is a messenger RNA of Alligator sinensis (Chinese alligator), 2927 nucleotides long. It is a transcript of the gene RTN1, whose product is annotated as reticulon 1. NCBI's taxonomy places the organism in Eukaryota, Metazoa, Chordata, Crocodylia, Alligatoridae. The transcript is spliced from 9 exons. The record is from RefSeq and is a predicted model, not a curated record. Gene Ontology annotation, biological process: brain development; endoplasmic reticulum tubular network formation; neuron differentiation. Gene Ontology annotation, cellular component: postsynaptic density; neuron projection. Bases 37 to 2148 code for a protein of 703 amino acids.